AUGGUGGGUAAAAGAAAAGCACCGGAGGACGCAGAGAUCAGCGGCGAAGUGAUAGGCAUCGACCUAGGCACCACCUUCUCCUGCGUGGCCGUCGCUCGAAAGGGUCGCGCCGUCGAAAUCAUAGCCAACGACCAAGGCAACCGGACCACCCCUUCCUACGUCGCCUUCUCCCCCGCCGCCGCCGGCUCGGAACGUCUCAUCGGCGAAGCCGCCAAGAACCAGGCCACUCUCAACCCGCGCGGGACAAUCUUCGACGUCAAGCGACUCAUCGGGAAGAAAUUCGACGACCCAGAAGUCCAGAGAGAUCUAAAGUACUUGCCCUACCCCGUCGUGGAAAGAGAUGGGAAGCCUUGCGUCCAAGUUGAAGUCAACGGCGAGAUGAAAACCUUUACCCCGGAAGAAAUCAGCGCCAUGGUGCUGGGGAGGAUGAAGGAGACCGCGGAACUGUACCUUGGGAAGCAAGUAACCAACGCCGUGGUCACCGUCCCGGCCUACUUCAACGACUCCCAGCGGCGAGCCACCAAGGACGCCGGCGUUAUCGCCGGGCUCAACGUUUUGCGGAUAAUCAACGAGCCUACAGCCGGCGCCCUAGCCUAUGGUGUGAACCAAGAUCCCAACACGAAGAGGAACAUCGUGGUGUACGAUUUAGGUGGCGGGACGUUCGACGUCAGCGUUUUGGAGAUCGAGGACGGCAUAUUCCAGGUACUGGCCACCGGCGGAGACACGCAUCUCGGCGGUGGAGAUUUCGACCAGAGGGUGGUGGACUACUUUAUCGAUGUGAUAAAGAAGAGGUACGACAAGGAUGUCAGUGAAGAGCCGAAAGCGCUCGGGAAGCUGCGGAGGGAAUGUGAGAGGGCGAAAAGGGUAUUGAGCAGUCAGAUGCAGACUAGAGUAGAGGUUGACUCUUUGAUACAAGGGAUUGAUUUUUCCGAGCCCCUGACGAGGGCGAAAUUCGAGGAGUUGAAUUCGGAUCUUUUCGAGAGGACGAUGGAAGUGGUGAAUUCGACGCUGAAAGAUGCAAAGGUGGAGAAUAAGGAACAGAUUGACGAGAUAGUGUUGGUUGGAGGAAGCACAAGAAUUCCCAAAGUAAGGGAGAUGUUGAAGAAGAUGUUUGAUGGGAAGGAGCCGAGUAGAGGGAUCAACCCUGACGAAGCCGUGGCUUAUGGUGCUGCUAUCCUAGGAGCCAAUCUCACUACCGACCGACCUGGAGUUGGUAGUUUCGGGGCAAUUUUGUUCGAUGUCACUCCCUUGAGUUUGGGGAUCGGUACCCUAGGCGAUCUGAUGUCAGUAGUGGUGCCUAGAAAUACACCCAUUCCUACAAAGAAGUCACGCGGCAGGUACGUAACGAUUUCUGACCAGCAAACUUCUCAGGUUUUCAGGGUUUACCAAGGUGAAAGAAGCCUGACCAACGAUUGUCUUUUGCUCGGGAGAUUUAUGCUAACAGGCAUUACACCGGCUCCAAGGGGAGAUGUGCGUAUGGAGGUGACAUUCGAGGUUGAUGCGGAUGGAAUCCUAACCGUCACGGCCAAGGAGGAAGCCACCGGGAAUUCUAAGUCCCUCGCCAUCGACAACUACAAGAGGAAUUUGAGUUCGAGGGAGAUUGAGAGGAUGAUACGAGAGGCAAGGGAGAUGGCCGACCACGACAAGAAGGAGAAGGCUCGUGCUGAAGCGAGGAACCAAUUGGAACGGGACAUUUACGAUUUGAAGAAGACAGUGGCUGAGAGGCUUCAUAUCUAUGAUGGCGAUAAGGCGGAGGUGGAGAGGGUGCUGAGAGAAACUUCGGAAUGGUUUGAUGACAACAAGAUUAAUGCAUGCAUGCAAGAGUACGAGGACAGAAGUCGGAAGCUAAAAGACUUGUUGACCAAGCUUUCAGCAGAAUGA
Molecule: messenger RNA, 1881 nt
Organism: Linum tenue
Lineage: Eukaryota; Viridiplantae; Streptophyta; Magnoliopsida; Malpighiales; Linaceae
Source: the annotation of a GenBank genome assembly